AUGGUUUACGAGUUUACUCUCACUUUACUAUAUGAUGGUCUUAUACAAUUUGGUUCACAAAUAUUAUUUUUUGCUGUUGGCUGGAUAUUUUUAGUAAAGAAAUUAUUCAAAGAUUAUGAGUCCUCUACUGAUCGUCGCGACGCCCAAGUCGUCCAGGCAAUAUUCUCACUUACGUUUAGUACUAGUUGCGCUCUAUUUGAAUUGAUAAUAUUUGAGAUUGGAGAGAUAAUGCAUAAAGAAGUUGGUGAUUUUUUUCCAAUCGAAAAAACUGCUAGCACAACUGAAAAAAAUGACUCUUCAUCAAGUUUUACCGAUACAAAAGUUCCUCAAGGUGAUGUUUUUAUACAAUUCGGUAUGAGUCGUGUAGGUGUAAUAGGUGUAACUAUGAUGGCUAUAUUAUCGGGAUUCGGUGCAGUGAAUAGUCCAUAUGCCACACUAUUUUUCUUUUUGAGACAAGUCACUGACGCGGAUAUACAAGCUGCCGAAAAGAAAUAUCUUCAGACAUUAGAUAUAGUUAUAAGUAAAAAAAGGCGCAUUUUAAUCUCUCAAGCGCGUCAAAGAAGUGCUGUAGAGCAAGGUUCUCGAGUUGGUGGGUUUAUGCGAAAAAUGAUUAAUACAAUGACCAACCAUAUGGGAAUAGGUGGUGAAAAUAUUGGAAUGCUGCGUCAAGAAGUUGUUGGGUUAGAAAAUCUUAGAAAAACCGAUCCGAUAACUUAUGGCCUGACAUUAGCGAUCAGAUAUAUAAAAAUUGAUUUAAAUGUCGAUUUUUGGUCCCAACAAUUGAGUUUCUUUUUUGUUGGACUCAUGAUCAUUUUUUCUAUUCGUGGAUUACUUAUACAAUUAUUAAAAUUUUUCCGGGCUGUUUCAAAUUCAGUAUCGCGAAAUGACAUAGUCUUGUUAUUGGCACAAAUAAUGGGAAUGUACUUUCUAAGUGCAUUCUUAAUGAUGAGAAUGUCGCUACCCGUGAUAUAUAGAAAUACAAUAACUAGUCUUUUGGGGUCAAUAGAAUUCAAUUUCUAUCAUCGGUGGUUUGAUGUAAUAUUCCUUGUGAGUGGGUUGGCGAGUGUAGUUUUAUUAUACUUUGUUCAUCAGGCAAAUAAUAGUAAUGUUAUGCUUUCCUCUGCUUCAAUGAGUUCCAUAUCAACUGGGUCAAGUGGAGGAUCAUCUACUACUCCGACUAGUGAUUAUUCAUCUAAUUAUUCUCCUAAUUACUCACCUUCUGGUAUGGGAAAUUCUUUUAAUAAUAGGGUUGGUGAUUGGGAACAUGCAAGCGGUGCUAGCAGAUGGGUUAAUACUGGAAAUACUGGACUACAUCAUCGUGACUAA
This is a messenger RNA of Dentiscutata heterogama, 1326 nucleotides long. The record is from the annotation of a GenBank genome assembly. Lineage: Eukaryota; Fungi; Glomeromycota; Glomeromycetes; Diversisporales; Gigasporaceae.